AUGGCGAAUGCUUUAGCAACGAUUAUUCUUCUUCUGACUCUUCUCUGUCGAUCAGCCACGGCAGCGAGAACAAAACCAUUUUCACUCAGAAAUCAGCGGCCCCAGUCCAGCUUGGACGCAGUUGCAGAUGAUAAUGGUAUUUGCCAAUUAAUGGUGGAGCCCCAAAACUAUGGCUGUGAAGAACAUACUGUAACAACACAGGAUGGUUAUAUCCUGAGCUUGCAGAGAAUUAUGGCGGGACAAUCAGGCGGAACAACUGGCGACAGGCCUCCUGUAAUGUUACAGCACGGGGUCUUCAUGGACGGAAAAACGUGGCUGCUAUUGCCGGCGGACAAAUCGCUGGCGUUCCUCUUAGCAGAUAAUAAUUUUGAUGUGUGGAUCGCUAACACCCGUGGAACCAAAUAUAGCCGUGGACACACGUCACUUAGUCCUAAUGAUGCGGCUUACUGGGAUUGGACAUGGGAUACUUUGGUGUCUUCUGAUCUUCCUGCUGUGUUCAACUACGUGUACGAUCAAACAGGGCAGAGACUGCACUAUGUUGGCCACUCCCAGGGGACCUUGAUGGCUCUAGCCGCCUUCUCCAAGGAACGACUUUUGGACAUGUUAAGAUCGGCCGUUUUACUUAGUCCGAUCGCCUAUGUUGGUCAGAUGACCUCUCCACUUGCAAGAAGUGCGGCAGAAAACUUCCUAGCUGAGGCUCUUUACUGGUUGGGCGUCGAUGAAUUUGAUCCGAGAGGUGAAGCGGUAGUGAAGCUGCUGCAAGAUAUUUGCCAGAAAACCGGAGUUGACUGCACUCACAUGUUGACCUCUUUCACAGGCCCAAACUGCUGUCUGAACUCCACCAUAGUACAUGUCUUUCUGGACCAUGAGCCUCAACCCACAUCGACGAAGAAUUUGAUCCAUCUGGCUCAGAUGGUUAGAGAUGGAAAAAUCUUGAUGUAUGACUAUGGCGACACAGGCCAGAACAUGGAGCACUAUGGGCAGGCGAUGCCUCCCCUGUACAAUAUGUCGAGCAUUCCGAAUGAUCUGCCCCUCUUCUUGAGCUAUGGCGGGGCCGACGCUCUGUCGGACGUGCGCGACGUGAAGCUAUUGCUCGACAGCCUCAAGGACCAUGACGGGGACAAGCUAGUGAUUCAAUAUAGAGAGUACUACGCUCACGCGGACUUCGUAAUGGGAGAGAAUGCUAAAGAAGUGGUGUAUGAUCCUCUGCUGGCCUUUCUCAGGCUGCAAUGAGGAUGUACUUUUAGGAAAGCCCGUUCUUCAAAGAUUCUUUUUGGUAGAAACUUGUGAUUGUAAUGUUGUAAAAAGGAACUACGUAACUUUAAUGACAAUGGGAAUGUUUAUAGAAAAUUAUAGAUUCUUCA
Syzygium oleosum is the source of this 1364-nucleotide messenger RNA. Its product is annotated as triacylglycerol lipase 2-like. Gene Ontology annotation, biological process: lipid metabolic process. Bases 1 to 1233 code for a protein of 410 amino acids. NCBI's taxonomy places the organism in Eukaryota, Viridiplantae, Streptophyta, Magnoliopsida, Myrtales, Myrtaceae. The transcript is spliced from 9 exons. Gene Ontology annotation, molecular function: hydrolase activity, acting on ester bonds. The record is from RefSeq and is a predicted model, not a curated record.